Molecule: messenger RNA, 1023 nt
Organism: Hordeum vulgare subsp. vulgare (domesticated barley)
Lineage: Eukaryota; Viridiplantae; Streptophyta; Magnoliopsida; Poales; Poaceae
Exons: 3
Source: RefSeq, a predicted model, not a curated record
AUGCCAUCCUCUUUGCCUCCUGCUGUCAUUAACAUUUUGCAGGAGUUCGCUGACGUCUUUCCACAAGACGUGCCACCGGGAUUACCACCUAUUAGAGGGAUUGAGCAUCAGAUUGAUUUAAUUCCCGGUGCAUCGCUACCAAACCGUGCACCAUACCGUACCAAUCCAGAGGAGACGAAGGAGAUUAUGCGUCAAGUACAAGAGCUACUCGACAAAGGUUAUAUACGUGAAUCUCUUAGUCCUUGUGCUGUGCCUAUUAUUCUAGUGCCGAAAAAGGAUGGUACAUCGCGUAUGUGUGUUGAUUGUAGAGGCAUUAAUAAUAUUACUAUUCGUUAUCGUCAUCCUAUUCCUAGGCUAGAUGAUAUGCUUGAUGAAUUAAGUGGCUCUAUAAUUUUCUCUAAAGUUGAUUUGCGUAGUGGAUACCAUCAAAUUCGCAUGAAAUUGGGAGAUGAAUGGAAAACGGCAUUUAAAACUAAGUUUGGAUUAUAUGAGUGGUUAGUUAUGCCUUUUGGUUUGACUAAUGCACCUAGCACUUUCAUGAGAUUAAUGAAUGAGGUUUUACUAUCUUUUCUUGGCUAUGUUGUUACUCCACAGGGAAUUGAAGUUGAUAAAGCUAAGAUUGAAGCUAUUGAGAGUUGGCCGCAACCCAAAACGGGUCAAGCAAAACUGAACCGUAGACAUGCUAAAUGGGUUGAAUUCAUUGAGACUUUCCCGUACGUCAUUAAACACAAGAAGGGUAAAGAUAAUGUUAUUGCUGAUGCUUUGUCUCGUCGUUAUACUAUGCUUUCACAACUUGACUUUAAAAUAUUUGGUUUGGAAACCAUCAAAGAUCAAUAUGUGCAUGAUGCUGAUUUCAAAGAUGUGUUGGAGAAUUGUAGAGAAGGGAGAACAUGGAACAAGUUCAUCAUUAAUAAUGGCUUUGUGUUUCGUGCUAACAAGCUAUGCAUUCCAGCUAGCUCUAUUCGUCUUUUGUUGUUACAGGAGGCGCAUGGAGGAGGAUUGAUGGGACACUUUGGCGUCAAG